UUAUCCGUGUCCAUGUCAAAGACGAGUAAAAAGUUGUGGAGUGUGCUGAAGUUGGUGUUUCUUUGGUUCGACCUGAUUUGAUGUUACGGAUUUUGUCGUGUUUGUAAAACAGUUCUAGAAUGAACAGAAAUGAGGAGAGAAGGUUGAAAGUAUAAGGCAUUGGCGUAUGAAACAUUAUUUAGAAGGAGUAGUGGAGAGGUUACGGAUAUGGCGGGUGUUUGCUGGCAGCGUUUGGAUUUGUGAUUGGUGGCAAUGUCACCAGGUUCUUCUUGGAUGAAAACGAAAGGAAUGAAAAGCUCUCAUAUUAAUUCGGAGCCAUCGACAAAUACGGAAGAUUCAGGAGACGAUGCAGAUGAAACUUCAAGUGUAGGGAGCACGUCUACAACUGACAAUACAUCACGAAGUGAAACUCCUACCAGUAAAGCAAGGAAAGGACGAAGAGGGCGAAAGAAAGUUAUCAAGAACAACAUGAAGCUUCAGUACAAGUUUUCGACUAGUGUGAAGGAAGACCAUGGUCAACCGCUGUUUGGUGCACAAUUUAAUCAUCAUCUGAAAGAAGGACAGCCCCUAAUAUUUGCAGCUGUUGGAAGCAAUCGUGUUUCUGUAUAUGAAUGCCCUGAAGGCAGUGGGAUUAAAUUACUGCAGUGUUAUGCUGAUCCUGAUCUUGAUGAAAACUACUACACUUGUGCAUGGUCAUUUGAUGAGGAUUCAGGAAAGCCGUUAUUGGCUGUAGCAGGUUCAAGAGGCAUUAUACGUAUCUUCAGUCCAGCAACAAUGUCUUGUGUGCGACAUUACAUUGGUCAUGGUCAUGCUAUAAAUGAGCUUAAAUUCCAUCCGCGUGAUCCAAACUUAUUGUUAUCUGUAUCAAAAGAUCAUGCUUUGAGGCUGUGGAACAUCAAGACAGAUGUUUGCAUUGCAAUAUUCGGUGGUGUUGAGGGACAUCGAGAUGAAGUCCUUAGCGCUGAUUUUGACCUGUGUGGUGAUCGUAUUAUGUCAUGUGGAAUGGAUCAUUCUUUGAAACUGUGGCGAUUGGACAAAGAAACAAUGAGAGAAGCUAUCCAUGGAUCUUAUCAGUUCAAUGCAGCUCGAAGUCUGAGGCCUUUCGACUCUCUGAAGGAACACUUUCCAGAUUUCUCUACAAGAGAUAUUCACCGUAACUAUGUUGAUUGUGUCAGAUGGCUCGGUGAUUUUGUCUUGUCAAAGUCUUGUGAAAACUGCAUUGUGUGUUGGAAACCAGGACGUCUAGAAGACAGAGAACUUCGAUCAAAUGAAACAAGUGUUACAAUUAUUCACCGUUUUGAAUAUAAGGAAUGUGAAAUUUGGUUUGUCAGAUUUGCAAUGGAUUUUUGGCAGAAGAUUUUAGCACUUGGUAAUCAAGUUGGACGUACAUUUGUGUGGGAUUUGGAUGUGACUGAUCCAACUCAGUCUCGAUGUACAACUUUGACACAUCCCCGAUGUGUGGCAGCAGUUCGACAGACUAGUCUCAGUCGUGAUGGUUCAAUAUUGCUAUGUGUAUGUGAUGAUGGAACUAUUUGGCGAUGGGACAAGGUCAUAUGAUAUUACUGGAAUAACUGUUGCUGUCCAAGUGUUUGGAUCUGCAUGGUGAUCAGCAAUGAACUUCAUUGCUUGCUUCAGAGUAAAUCGGCCCUGAGGAAUCAUCAUUGGCUCUGUAUAUCCAAAUUCAGUCUCUUCCAAUGGUCUGCGAUCUUGUGGAAGGGAAUGAGAACUGUUGGUUGUUUGCUGUUCAGCAACCUAGUUAGAAAUAUAGGAAACUACAUAUUUGUGCUAUUAUGUCACCAUUAAUUACUACUGUUUGAUAGCAACAAAUUGACAUGUUUCAUUCACAUUAUUGUUUAGUGCUAAUCAUGCAAGUAAACAAGAAAAAAGACUCCUUGCCUCAAAUUAACAAAUAAAUGCUAUAUCAACUUC
This is a messenger RNA of Zootermopsis nevadensis, 1929 nucleotides long. Its product is annotated as embryonic ectoderm development protein escl. Lineage: Eukaryota; Metazoa; Arthropoda; Insecta; Blattodea; Termopsidae. The record is from RefSeq and is a predicted model, not a curated record. Gene Ontology annotation, molecular function: protein binding.